AUUUCCUAUGGACUUGCUUUCUCGAAAUCAUCGAUGACUAUUGCCCACCUACAACAAUUGCAUUAUUCCCAUUGAGAUACCACUUCCUCGAACGGUCAACACCACGACAGUUUACCACAAGUUAUCACCGAACCCUUCACUAUAAAUCGAAGAUGACGACCGACAUCCCCAACAUCCCCACAGCCCUUCCUAGGAUUCCUUCUCAGACCAAAGACGCCAUCGUCGACCCCAUUUACCGCGCCCUCCUCUCAAUCGACACCGCCAAUCCUGCCCUCUUCGCCUCUGCCAUCCACGAAGCCGCCCGCUUCAGCCUGAACGGCCGCCUUCUCGAGGGCGCCGACGCUAUCAAGACACACGUGUACGAUACGGUGUCCAGGAUAGACACCACCCACCACCUGUCCAACCUCCGCAUCACCGAGUUCGAUGAAGUGACAGGGACAGCUAGCUUGGUCGCUACCGUUCUGGCACAGCACUAUCGACAGGGAGAGGGACUCGAUGCUUCUUCCAAGGGGCUUUUGGCGGGAGGGUUCUAUUUUGUCGAUGUGGUCAGGGAAGAGGGAGAUGCCGAGGUGUGGAGGGUCAAGGAGUGGACCUUGAGGGUUCUUUGGAGGGAGGGCGAUGAGGGAGUAAUGGCAAGUGUCAACGAGAACGGUGAGAAGAAGGAAGAGUAG
Aspergillus aculeatus ATCC 16872 is the source of this 671-nucleotide messenger RNA. RefSeq names its product nuclear transport factor 2 family protein. The record is from RefSeq and is a predicted model, not a curated record. The transcript has a single exon. NCBI's taxonomy places the organism in Eukaryota, Fungi, Ascomycota, Eurotiomycetes, Eurotiales, Aspergillaceae. Bases 153 to 671 code for a protein of 172 amino acids.